AUGAGCGCCUCUAUGGAAUUUAUGGACUCAAGUGUCGACUCAGAAUUUCUCGGAACCACUGGCGGCGGCCGCGCCUGUCAUCGAGGACCAGCCGACGGAGGGGCGGAAGGUGGACGGAGACCGGGGGAAGAGCGCGAGGAUGAGGGACCAGAGAGGACACGAUGCCGAGGGCGAAGGGGAAGUAGAAGGCGGAGGAAGGCCGAAGGAAAGGAAGAGGAAAAUCGAGAUACACUCACCAGAGUACACCUAUGGGACUACAGCCACCGGAGUACCCCCACGAACUACACCCACCAGAGUACACCCAACGGGACUACACUCACCAGAGUACACCUAUGGGACUACAGCCACCGGAGUACCCCCACGAACUACACCCACCAGAGUACACCCAACGGGACUACACUCACCAGAGUACACCUAUGGGACUACAGCCACCGGAGUACCCCCACGAACUACACCCACCAGAGUACACCCAACGGGACUACACUCACCAGAGUACACCUAUGGGACUACAGCCACCGGAGUACCCCCACGAACUACACCCACCAGAGUACACCCAACGGGACUACACUCACCAGAGUACACCUAUGGGACUACAGCCACCGGAGUACCCCCACGAACUACACCCACCAGAGACACCCACGGGACUACACUCACCAGAGUACACCUAUGGGACUACAGCCACCGGAGUACCCCCACGAACUACACCCACCAGAGUACAGAGUACACUGUACUUAUCCACCGGAGAACACCCACAGGGGUACACCCACCAGAGUACACCCACGGGACUACACUCACCAGAGUACACCUAUGGGACUACAGCCACCGGAGUACCCCCACGAACUACACCCACCAGAGUACACCCAACGGGACUACACUCACCAGAGUACACCUAUGGGACUACAGCCACCGGAGUACCCCCACGAACUACACCCACCAGAGACACCCACGGGACUACACUCACCAGAGUACACCUAUGGGACUACAGCCACCGGAGUACCCCCACGAACUACACCCACCAGAGUACACCCAACGGGACUACACUCACCAGAGUACACCUAUGGGACUACAGCCACCGGAGUACCCCCACGAACUACACCCACCAGAGACACCCACGGGACUACACUCACCAGAGUACACCUAUGGGACUACAGCCACCGGAGUACCCCCACGAACUACACCCACCAGAGUACACCCAACGGGACUACACUCACCAGAGUACACCUAUGGGACUACAGCCACCGGAGUACCCCCACGAACUACACCCACCAGAGUACACACCCCGGGACUACACUCACCAGAGUACACCUAUGGGACUACAGCCACCGGAGUACCCCCACGAACUACACCCACCAGAGUACACACCCCGGGACUACACUCACCAGAGUACACCUAUGGGACUACAGCCACCGGAGUACCCCCACGAACUACACCCACCAGAGUACACCACUGGCCUACACUCACCAGAGUACACCUAUGGGACUACAGCCACCGGAGUACCCCCACGAACUACACCCACCAGAGUACACACCCCGGGACUACACUCACCAGAGUACACCUAUGGGACUACAGCCACCGGAGUACCCCCACGAACUACACCCACCAGAGACACCCACGGGACUACACUCACCAGAGUACACCUAUGGGACUACAGCCACCGGAGUACCCCCACGAACUACACCCACCAGAGUACACCCAACGGGACUACACUCACCAGAGUACACCUAUGGGACUACAGCCACCGGAGUACCCCCACGAACUACACCCACCAGAGUACACCCAACGGGACUACACUCACCAGAGUACACCUAUGGGACUACAGCCACCGGAGUACCCCCACGAACUACACCCACCAGAGUACACCCAACGGGACUACACUCACCAGAGUACACCUAUGGGACUACAGCCACCGGAGUACCCCCACGAACUACACCCACCAGAGUACACCCAACGGGACUACACUCACCAGAGUACACCUAUGGGACUACAGCCACCGGAGUACCCCCACGAACUACACCCACCAGAGACACCCACGGGACUACACUCACCAGAGUACACCUAUGGGACUACAGCCACCGGAGUACCCCCACGAACUACACCCACCAGAGACACCCACGGGACUACACUCACCAGAGUACACCUAUGGGACUACAGCCACCGGAGUACCCCCACGAACUACACCCACCAGAGUACACCCAACGGGACUACACUCACCAGAGUACACCUAUGGGACUACAGCCACCGGAGUACCCCCACGAACUACACCCACCAGAGUACACCCAACGGGACUACACUCACCAGAGUACACCUAUGGGACUACAGCCACCGGAGUACCCCCACGAACUACACCCACCAGAGUACACCCAACGGGACUACACUCACCAGAGUACACCUAUGGGACUACAGCCACCGGAGUACCCCCACGAACUACACCCACCAGAGUACACCCAACGGGACUACACUCACCAGAGUACACCUAUGGGACUACAGCCACCGGAGUACCCCCACGAACUACACCCACCAGAGUACACCCAACGGGACUACACUCACCAGAGUACACCUAUGGGACUACAGCCACCGGAGUACCCCCACGAACUACACCCACCAGAGUACACCCAACGGGACUACACUCACCAGAGUACACCUAUGGGACUACAGCCACCGGAGUACCCCCACGAACUACACCCACCAGAGUACACCCAACGGGACUACACUCACCAGAGUACACCUAUGGGACUACAGCCACCGGAGUACCCCCACGAACUACACCCACCAGAGACACCCACGGGACUACACUCACCAGAGUACACCUAUGGGACUACAGCCACCGGAGUACCCCCACGAACUACACCCACCAGAGUACACCAUACUUACCCACCGGAGUACACCCACGGGGCUACACCCACCAGAGUACAGAGUACACUGUACUUAUCCACCGGAGUACACCCACUGGAAUCGAACAAGUACACCGUCCUGAGCAACUACAACCUCUGGAGCACGUACAGUACUCCCUCUCGCACAAGUACACCUUCCCGAGCAAAUUCCGUGCGACGGGAACCCGAGACGCGAGGACCGUUUGUACUUGAAGAUCCUCGGAUGAAAGAUCAAAUGGAGACGCGCAUGAAAAGAGGACACGGCGCGCUGAUAGCCACACCGGCGCUACUUAAUAUGUCUCAUUACCACUCUGUGAAAGCAAUAAGAAAUCUGCUGCGCAUCUAG
Messenger RNA from Penaeus indicus, 3216 nucleotides. Its product is annotated as mucin-2-like. The transcript is spliced from 2 exons. Bases 1 to 3216 code for a protein of 1071 amino acids. The record is from RefSeq and is a predicted model, not a curated record. Lineage: Eukaryota; Metazoa; Arthropoda; Malacostraca; Decapoda; Penaeidae.